Molecule: messenger RNA, 10941 nt
Organism: Cyprinodon variegatus (sheepshead minnow)
Lineage: Eukaryota; Metazoa; Chordata; Actinopteri; Cyprinodontiformes; Cyprinodontidae
Gene: htt
Product: huntingtin
Exons: 67
Coding region: 267-9809 (3180 amino acids)
Cellular component (GO): nucleus; cytoplasm
Source: RefSeq, a predicted model, not a curated record
CUUCCUGGUGUGACUGCUGGGAAGAACGCAGUCCUGCAUCAAAGAUGGCAAAUUCUCAACACACAUUUGGUUCUUUUAUGGUUAAAAUCUUGGACUAAUAAUCAACAAUUGGUCAGAAGAGAAAGUUGAAGGCGGGUGGUUGCUGUCGUCGCGCUACACACCUCCUGCUCUCUGAGCGCUAAUUUGUCCCACCAUAGUGCUAGCUGGUUAGCGCAAAUAGUAAAUAUUAGCUUCUCGGGCGAGCUUGCUCAUUGUGGAUUGCUAAAAUGGCCACAAUGGAGAAGCUAAUGAAGGCUUUUGAGUCUCUGAAGACUUUUCAGCAGCAGCAGGGACCACCGACUGCAGAGGAGCUCGUUCAGAAACAGAAAAAGGAGCAAGCAGCAACAAAAAAGGACCGAGUGACCCACUGCCUAACCAUAUGUGAAAACAUUGUGGCUCAGUCAUUAAGAACAUCCCCAGAGUUUCAGAAACUGCUCGGGAUCGCCAUGGAGAUGUUUCUUCUCUGCAGUGAUGACAGUGAAUCAGAUGUCCGUAUGGUGGCUGAUGAGUGCCUGAAUAAAAUCAUCAAAGCACUGAUGGACUCAAACUUACCAAGACUACAGCUGGAGCUGUACAAAGAAAUAAAAAAGAACGGUGCCUCACGGAGUCUGAGGGCGGCUUUGUGGAGGUUUGCUGAGCUAGCUCAUCUCAUCCGACCGCAGAAAUGCAGACCAUAUUUGGUCAACCUGCUGCCAUGCCUCACACGGAUCGCAAAGCGUCAGGAGGAAUCAGUGCAGGAGACACUGGCUGCAGCCAUCCCCAAGAUCCUGUCAGCCUUGGGGAACUUUGCUAAUGAUGGCGAAGUCAAGGUGUUGCUGAGGUCAUUUAUUGCCAACCUGAAGUCCUGCUCCCCCACCAUCAGACGGACAGCAGCCAGCUCUGCGGUCAGCGUGUGCCAACACUCCAGACGCACCAGCUACUUCUACACAUGGCUCCUCAAUGUGCUGCUUGGCUUGGUGCUUCCAGUGGAUGACGAACACCCCAGCCAUCUUAUUCUGGGGGUGCUGUUAACUCUUCGCUACCUGAUGCCUCUGCUGCAGCACCAAGUAAACACCAUCAGCCUCAAAGGGAGCUUUGGAGUGAUGAGGAAGGAGGCCGAUGUUCAGCCAACACCUGAGCAGCUCCUACAGGUCUAUGAGCUGACCCUACACUACACGCAGCAUUGGGACCAUAACGUGGUCACAGCUGCCCUGGAGCUUCUGCAGCAGAUGUUUAGGACGCCUCCGCCAGAGCUUCUGCACAUGCUCAUCACAGUCGGCAGCGUUCCUCAUGCCACCGUGUUUCGUCAGGACACCGAGAGCCGAGCACGCUCAGGGAGCAUUGUUGAGCUCAUCGCAGGGGGAGGGUCUUCCUGCAGUCCACUUCUUCUCAGGAAGCAGAGAGGUAAGAUUCUUUCUGGAGAAGAGGAUGGGUUGGAGGACGACUCCGAGAGAGCAGAGGUCCCUGCUGGAGCCUUCACAGCGGAUGGAUCCUCUACCACUCAGGUGGACAUUAUCACAGAGCAGCCCCGCUCUUCCCAACGCACCCUACAGCCCGGGGACUCUGUGGACCUCAGUGCAUCCUCGGAGCAGGGCGGCGGAGGCGGGACAUCCCCUGAAUCAAACAACGAAAACGAGGAGGAGAUGCUUAGCCGAAGCUCCAGCGGUGCCAACGUUACACCAGAGACGGCCGACUACACAACACCGGAAAACGCCACUCCUGAAUGCGGGGACCCGCUAGAAGGCGUGGCGGCGCUAGGCUCUAACGACCGAUCACUUCCACCCAGUGAUUCCUCUCAGACGACCACAGAGGGGCCGGACUCGGCUGUUACCCCUUCAGAUGUAGCGGAACUGGUCCUGGAUGGCAGCGAGAGCCAGUACUCUGGCAUGCAGAUAGGAACACUACAGGAUGAAGAAGAUGAAGGAGCAGCAGCAUCCUCCUCCCAGGAAGAACCAUCAGAGCCAUUCUUGCAAUCAGCCCUCGCCCUGAGUAAGCCUCACCUGUUUGACGGCAGAGGUCACAAUCGCCAGGGAUCAGACAGCAGCGUGGACCGCUUCAUCCCAAAGGAAGAACCUGCAGAACCCGAACCUGAUAAUAAACCGUCACGGAUUAAGGGUCCGAUUGGACACUAUACAGACCAGAGGGCGGAGCCACUUGUGCACUGUGUGCGACUUCUUGCUGCUUCCUUUCUUCUCACAGGCCAAAAAAAUGGGUUGAUCCCUGAUAAAGAGGUGCGAGUGAGUGUGAAGGCCUUGGCGGUCAGCUGUGUUGGAGCAGCAGCAGCGCUGCAUCCUGAAGCUUUCUUUAACUCUCUCUACCUGGAGCCACUGGAUGGCCAACCGGUUGCAGAGCAGCAGUACGUCAGUGACGUUCUGGGUCUUAUUGCACACGGAGACCCUCAGAUCAGAGGCGCCACAGCCAUUCUCUGUGGUGCCAUCAUCCAAGCCGCGCUUACCAAAACACGUUACAACAUACACACUUGGCUGGCCAGUGUGCAAAGUGCAACAGGUAACCCCCUGUCCCUGGUGGAUUUGGUGCCUUUGCUUCAGAAAGCUUUAAAAGAUGAGUCCUCUGUCACCUGCAAGAUGGCUUGUGCUGCAGUCAGGCACUGCAUCAUGACGCUGUGCAGCAGUACACUGAGCGAGCUCGGCCUGCAGCUGGUGAUAGACCUCUUUGUUCUGCGGGACUCUUCCUACUGGCUUGUUCGCACUGAGCUCCUGGAGACUCUUUCUGAGUUAGACUUCAGAUUGAUCAAUUUCUUGGAGAGGAAAACGGAAACUUUACACAAAGGAGAUCAUCACUACACUGGGCGCCUGCGGAUCCAGGACAGGGUCCUAAAUGAUGUAGUCAUACAUCUGUUGGGAGAUGACGAUCCUAGAGUGCGACACGUAGCAGCCUCUGCUGUCAGCAGACUAGUUCCACGAUUGUUCUUUGACUGCGACCAAGGCCAGGUGGACCCAGUGGUGGCGAUUGCACGGGACCAGAGCUCAGUCUACCUGCAGCUACUUAUGCAUGAGACACAACCCCCCUCCCAGUUCACAGUCAGCACGAUCACAAGGACGUAUCGGGGCUACAGCUUCUCUAACUCAGUGUCUGACGUCACCUUGGAAAACAACUUGUCCAGAGUUGUUACUGCAGUCUCCCAUGCUUUCACAUCUUCUACCUCCAGAGCGCUAACCUUUGGCUGCUGUGAGGCCUUGUGCCUCCUGGCGUCACAUUUUCCUGUUGGUUCUUGGAGCACAGGCUGGCACUGUGGCUACGUUAGCUCCAGCAGCAACUUUUCCUCUCGCUCUAGCCUGAGCCGCAGCAGAGGCAGAACCCUGAGCUUGUCUCAGAGCAGCAGUGCUUCAGCCUCCUCAGCACCCCCCUCAUCUGCAGGGGACUCUGAGCGGAGGACACUGACUGUAGGAGUGGCCAACAUGGUGCUCUCCUUGCUGUCUUCUGCGUGGUUUCCUCUGGAUCUCUCUGCACACCAAGAUGCACUUUUGCUCUGUGGCAAUCUGCUUGCUGCGGUGGCUCCUAAAUGCUUACGCAACCCCUGGGCUGGAGAGGAGGAAGGAAGUUCUGGGAACCCCAACCCAGGCCCAAAUAAAAUAGAGGAACCCUGGGCGGCGCUGUCAGAGCGCUCCCUGGUGGCCAUGGUGGAACAGCUGUUUUCUCAUCUGCUAAAGGUUCUCAACAUCUGCGCCCACGUGCUGGACGACACGCCACCAGGACCAGCAGUGAAGGCUGCGCUCCCGUCUCUGAGUAACACCCCGUCCCUCAGUCCCAUCCGCAGGAAAGGGAAGGAGAAGGAGACGGCUGAGCCAAACACUGCCCCCAUGAGCCCAAAGAAGAGCAACGAAAUCAACACAGCAGGCAGGCAAACGGACAGCACAGCAUCAGCAGCAGUGAAUAAAUCGAUCACCCUGGGCAGCUUCUACCACCUUCCUCCCUACCUGAAGCUCUACGAUGUACUGAAAGCCACACAUGCCAACUAUAGGGUGACUUUGGAUCUUUACAGUAACCAGGAGAAGUUUGGUGGUUUUCUGCAUGCUGCCUUGGAUGUUUUGUCUCAAUUGCUGGAGCUGGCCACACUUCAUGACAUCGGAAAGUGUGUAGAGGAGAUCCUGGGCUACCUGAAGUCCUGUUUCUCCAGAGAACCGACCAUGGCCACAGUUUGUGUGCAGCAGUUAUUGAAGACGCUGUUUGGGACCAACCUGGCUUCCCAAUAUGAAAGCGUGCUGAGCGGACCCAGCCGCUCCCAGGGCAAAGCGCUCCGCCUUGGCUCCUCCAGUCUGCGCCCUGGCCUCUACCACUACUGCUUCAUGGCUCCGUAUACACACUUCACGCAGGCGCUGGCUGAUGCUAGCCUCCGCAACAUGGUACAGGCCGAACAGGAGCAGGAUGCCUCUGGAUGGUUUGACGUGAUGCAAAAAGCGUCCAAUCAACUGAGAUCUAACAUUGCAAAUGCUACACGUCAGCGGGGAGACAAGAAUGCCAUUCACAACCACAUCCGUCUGUUUGAGCCGCUCGUGAUCAAAGCCUUGAAGCAGUACACCACCAGCACCUCUGUGGCCCUGCAGAGACAGGUGCUGGACCUGCUGGCCCAGCUGGUGCAGCUCAGAGUCAACUACUGCCUGCUGGACUCGGAUCAGGUGUUCAUAGGCUUCGUCCUAAAGCAGUUUGAGUAUAUUGAAGUGGGGCAGUUCAGGGAUUCUGAAGCCAUCAUUCCCAACAUCUUCUUUUUCCUGGUGCUGCUGUCUUAUGAACGAUACCACUCCAAGCAGAUCAUCAGCAUCCCAAAGAUCAUCCAGCUGUGUGACGGCAUCAUGGCAAGCGGCAGGAAAGCCGUCACCCAUGCCAUUCCUGCCUUGCAGCCCAUAGUUUAUGACCUUUUUGUGUUGAGAGGCUCAAACAAAGCAGAUGCAGGCAAAGAGCUGGAGACCCAGAAGGAAGUGGUGGUGUCCAUGCUUCUCAGACUUGUACAGUACCAUCAGGUGCUGGAGAUGUUUAUCCUUGUUCUGCAGCAGUGUCACAAAGAAAACGAGGACAAGUGGAAGAGACUGUCGAGGCAGAUCGCAGAUGUUAUCCUUCCUAUGAUUGCAAAGCAGCAGAUGCUCCUGGACUCUCCAGAGGCGUUAGGUGUGUUAAACACUCUGUUUGAGACCGUGGCCCCCUCCUCUCUCAGACCUGUUGACAUGUUGCUCAAGAGCAUGUUUACUAUCCCUGUCACCAUGGCAUCCGUCGCUACUGUCCAGCUGUGGGUUUCUGGAAUCCUGGCCGUGCUUAGAGUAUUAGUGUCCCAGUCCACUGAGGACAUUGUCCUGUCCCGGGUCCAUGAGUUGUCUCUCUCUCCACACCUCCUCUCCUGCUACACGAUUCGUCGCCUGCAUCAGCAGAGCCCCUCCUCCAGUGACCCACCUGCUGCUGAAACGGGCUGCAACCAGGAAGCCAACGGAGACCCACAGAAGGUUCCACCUGAAGAAACCUUUGCAAGGUUCCUUCUUCAGCUAGUAGGAGUGUUACUGGACGAUAUCUCCAGCAGACGGAUUAAAGUGGACAUCACCGAGCAGCAGCACACCUUUUACUGCCAGCAGCUGGGAACGUUGCUCAUGUGUCUCAUACACGUCUUUAAAAGCGGAAUGUUUCGCAGGAUCACAGCUGCAGCCAGUCGUCUCCUGAAGGGCGAGGCCGGUUCGGAGACCGGUCUCUACUACCCUUUAGAAGGACUCAAUUGCAUGUUCCAGAGUCUCGUCACCACCCAUCCGCCUUUGGUGCUGUUGUGGUGCCAGGUUCUCCUCAUUAUCAACUACACAAACUAUUCAUGGUGGACUGAGGUUCAUCAGACACCCAGGGGGCAUAGCCUCUCAUGCACUAAGCUGUUAAGUCCACAUUCCUCUGGGGAAGGUGAAGAAGAAAAGCCAGAGUCCCGGCUAGCGAUGGUCAACAGGGAGAUCGUACGCAGGGGAGCCCUAAUUCUCUUCUGUGACUAUGUGUGUCAGAAUCUCCACGACUCGGAGCAUUUGACCUGGCUGAUCGUCAACCACGUGCGCGACCUAAUCAGCCUUUCCCAUGAGCCUCCAGUACAAGAUUUCAUCAGCGCUAUCCACCGCAACUCUGCUGCCAGUGGUCUCUUCAUUCAGGCGAUCCAGUCUCGAUGUGACAAUCUCACCACUCCCACCAUGCUGAAGAAGACGUUGCAGUGUUUGGAAGGCAUCCACCUCAGUCAGUCUGGGUCUCUUCUCAUGCUCUACGUAGACAAGCUACUCAAUACGCCCUUCAGGGUUUUGGCACGCAUGGUGGAUACGCUAGCAUGCCGCAGAGUAGAAAUGUUGCUGGCUGAGACAUUACAGAACAGCAUAGCCCAGCUGCCUGUGGAGGAACUGGAGAGAAUCCAGGAAUACCUCCAGACCAGCGGAUUAGCUCAAAGGCAUCAGAGGUUCUACUCCCUGCUGGACAGGUUCAGAGCCACUGUCGCUGACACCAGUAGCCCGAAACCUCCAGUGACGUCCCACCCUCUGGAUGGGGAUCCUCCUAUACCCCCUGAAAAUGUUGCUGCAGACAAGGAGUGGUAUGUUGCUCUGGUGAAGUCCCAGUGCUCGCUUGGUGGAGAUGUUUCCUUACUGGAGACAACAGAACUACUCACUAAAUUACCUGCUGCUGAUCUGCUGAGUGUCAUGAGCUGCAAGGAUUUUAAUCUUGGUCUGUUGUGUCCAUGCCUGAGUUUGGGGGUGCAGCGGUUAACCCGGGGUCAGGGGUCUCUGUUGUUGGAGACAGCCUUGCAGGUGACCUUAGAGCAGCUGGCUGCAGUUACUGGGUCACUUCCUGUCCCCCACCAGCCCUUCCUGCCACCACCUGAACCCCAGACGUACUGGAACCAGCUGGGGGAUGUGUACGAUGAGCCGGGUUUCUAUCCCAGGGUUUUGGCGCUGUGCAGGGCUUUGUCCCAGUAUUUGUUGAGUGUGAAUCAGCUGCCUUCAUCACUACAUAUUCCCUCUGACAAGGAGCACCUCAUCACGUCUUUCACCUGCACGGCUGCAGAGGUGGUUGUAUGGCGGCUGCUUCAGGACCACUUGCCACUGAGUGUGGACCUACAGUGGGCUCUCUCCUGUCUGUGCCUGGCCUUGCAGCAGCCCUGUGUGUGGAACAAGCUCUCUACCUUCGAGUACAAGACACACACCUGCUCCCUCAUCUACUGCCUACACCUCAUCAUCGCUGCUGUGGCUGUGCAUCCCGGUGAGCGGCUGCUGCCUUCAGAGAAGAAAAAAGCUCAAGGAGAAAGAGACGAUGAAGAUCAGCUGGACUCAGCCCAUCCUAACAAUGAGUGUGAGUGGCGAGCAUGUGAGAUCAUGGCAGAGCUGGUGGAAGGACUGCAGAGCGUCCUCUCCUUGGGUCACCCUAAAAACUCUGCAUUUCCCGUUUUCCUCACACCGACGUUAAGAAACAUCAUCAUCAGCAUUUCACGUCUGCCACUGGUCAACAGCUACACAAGAGUACCUCCACUGGUAUGGAAGCUGGGCUGGUCCCCUCAGGCAGGAGGAGAAUUCGGCACUACGCUCCCAGAGAUCCCUGUGGACUUCCUACAGGAAAAGGAUGUCUUCAGGGAAUUCCUGUACCGCAUCAACACCUUGGGCUGGAGCAGCAGGACUCAGUUUGAGGAGACCUGGGCUACUCUGUUAGGGGUGCUGGUUACCCAACCAAUCACCAUGGACCAAGAAGAAGAGACGCAACAAGAGGAGGACCUGGAGCGUACCCAGUUAAAUGUGUUAGCAGUGCAGGCUAUCACCAGCCUGGUGCUGAGUGCCAUGACCCUUCCCACUGCUGGCAACCCUGCGGUCAGCUGUCUGGAACAGCAGCCCCGAAACAAAAGCCUUAAAGCUCUGGAAACACGGUUUGGAAGGAAACUCGCUGUCAUUCGGGGGGAAGUAGAGCGAGAGAUUCAGGCUCUAGUGUCAAAGAGGGACAAUGUCAGCACACACCACCCAUACCACGCCUGGGACCCUGUGCCCUCACUGUCAGCAGCCUCUGCAGCAGGUACGCUGAUCAGCCACGAGAAGCUGCUGCUUCAGAUCAACACAGAAAGGGAGCUGGGAAACAUGGAUUACAAACUGGGGCAGGUCUCCAUCCAUUCAGUCUGGUUGGGUAAUAACAUCACUCCUCUUAGGGAGGAGGAGUGGGGUGAGGAUGAAGAAGAUGAAGCAGACACACCGGCACCUGCCUCUCCACCUUUAUCACCUAUAAAUUCAAGGAAGCACCGUGCAGGCGUGGAUAUUCAUUCAUGUUCUCAGUUUCUCCUGGAACUCUACAGCCAGUGGUUGAUCCCAGGCUCUCCCGGUAACAGGAGGACGCCCACCAUCCUCAUCAGUGAAGUCGUCCGAUCGCUGCUGGCGGUAUCGGACCUGUUCACAGAGAGGAACCAGUUUGACAUGAUGUUCUCCACUCUGAUGGAACUCCAGAAGCUUCAUCCACCUGAAGACGAGAUCCUGAAUCAGUACCUUGUGCCCGCCAUCUGUAAGGCUGCUGCUGUGUUAGGCAUGGAUAAAGCGAUAGCUGAGCCUGUGUGUCGUCUGUUGGAGACGACCCUGCGGAGUACUCACCUGCCCAGCCGCAUGGGGGCCCUGCACGGGGUGCUCUAUGUGUUGGAGUGUGACCUGCUGGAUGACACAGCCAAGCAGCUCAUCCCCACAGUCUCUGAGUACCUUCUGUCAAACCUCCGGGCGAUCGCUCACUGUGUGAACCUGCAUAACCAGCAGCAUGUGUUGGUGAUGUGUGCGGUGGCCUUCUAUAUGAUGGAGAACUACCCUCUGGAUGUUGGAGCCGAGUUCAUGGCUGCAGUUAUACAGUUAUGUGGCGUGAUGGUGUCAGCCAGCGAGGACUCCACUCCCUCCAUCAUCUAUCACUGUGUUCUGCGGGGGUUGGAGCGCCUCCUGCUGUCAGAGCAGCUCUCCCGCGUCGAUGGCGAAGCCCUGGUCAAACUCAGCGUGGACCGAGUCAACAUGCCGUCCCCUCACCGAGCCAUGGCUGCUCUGGGCCUCAUGCUCACCUGCAUGUACACUGCGGUGCUCGCGUCGGGUUCAGAUGCGACAGGGGUUAGAGGUCAGGUUGACUGUGCUGUUGCGGAGGCGGUUGGCGUCACGGCGGGUCAUGUUGGUUUCUCCUCAGGCAAGGAGAAAGCCAGCCCCGCCAGCCGCCCCCCUCACUCAGACCCACAGGCCCCGGACAGCGAGUCGGUCAUUGUUGCCAUGGAGAGGGUCUCUGUGCUCUUCGACAGGAUCAGGAAGGGUUUACCCAGCGAGGCUCGGGUUGUGUCCAGGAUUCUACCCCAGUUUCUAGAUGACUUCUUUCCGCCGCAGGACGUAAUGAACAAAGUCAUCGGAGAGUUCCUUUCCAAUCAGCAGCCAUACCCCCAGUUUAUGGCCACUGUUGUCUACAAGGUAUUCCAGACGCUCCAUGCUACGGGCCAGUCUUCCAUGGUGCGUGACUGGGUGCUGCUGUCUUUGUCCAACUUCACACAGAGGACACCGGUCGCCAUGGCCAUGUGGAGUCUGUCCUGCUUCUUCGUCUCUGCUUCCACCUCCCAGUGGAUAUCUGCCCUCCUUCCACAUGUGAUCAGCCGGAUGGGCUCCAGUGACGUAGUGGACGUCAACCUGUUCUGCCUGGUCGCCAUGGAUUUCUAUAGACACCAGAUCGACGAGGAGCUGGACCGCAGGGCUUUUCAGUCUGUCUUUGAGACAGUGGCCUCUCCGGGGAGCCCCUAUCACCAGCUGCUGGGCUGUCUGCAGUCCAUCCACCUGGAAGCAUCACUCUGAAGGGAACAAACCGAGACGGGCACAGAGGGAAGGCCGGGAGGCAAAGUGAAUUAGAGUGAUGAGUAAUUCAAUCUGCAUGUCGGGCUCCCUGAUAAACUGUGAUGGAGGUUAAACAACAGGAAGUUCAUUCAGCGAUGCUGCCGAAGCUACAGUCUCUGCACCUGAACCCACUCGUGCGAAGUCAGCGGCACAAGUACACCAAUGAAGAAGGAGAUUUUAGAUUGAUGCAUUUGGAGGAGCAGAUCCCUGCCUGUAUGUGAAGGAAGCUGCUUCCAGCUCCUGCAGAUUGUUCUGCACACCCCCCCUCCCCACACGCAGCACUUUUUCUUUAACAAGAGAAAAAUGUAAAUUAAAUACAAAACGGCUUUGUUUCUUUCGCUGGUAGGAUUUGCUUAUGUAUUGUGAUGUCAGUGAAGUAAAAUAGAAACAAAAGUAUUUGCUAUAUUUAAAGUUUCGACGCAUCUAUUUUUGAGUGAAUUUUCCUAAAAAGUUGCUUCGACGGGACGUUGUAAACGGGGCUGACACACAUGGGGUCAGAUAGGCCUGACCGAUCAUGUUAAUAGUUAUUCUAUUUAAGUUGCGUGUGUCUACCUUCAGACAGGUGGAAGGUUAAAAACAGUAACCAAUCUCUAUGUGCGGAUGCUAAUCCUGUUUUUGUUUUUCUUUGCCAUUGAUGUGGGGAACUUCUUCUACUUGCUACUGCAGAAAGUAACAAGUUGCCAUACCCACCCUGGAUGUUGUAUAUGGGGGGAAGGAUCUAAACGGGUAUAUCUAGUUAGUUAGUGAUUUAAAGUCAGCUUUUGCCUCCGUUCGUCUAAGUUAUGUCAUUUUAACAGUUUAACCAUCCUACUAUGUCAGUGUCCAACUGUUCAGGACGAAAAAUAAUUUUUUUUCUUAAAUCCAGCAGCAGGCAGGUGCAAAUCAUUCCCCUUAUGAUUUUAUGAAUUAUUUAAAAUCUACCCAGAUUCUCUUUUUAUUAUAAUUAUUAACUGCAGAUCUAAAUAUAAUCCGUUCUACUUUUUUAGUCUCAGGAUGUUGGAUGUGACUUUAUAAGUAUUGUUAUCAGACUGGAAGUAGUUUCCAGUCUUUAUGUGGAGAUACCUUCUUAUUCUGUAAAAGAAUAAAUAAAUAU